AUACUAUUUGUGGACAGGAAAUGGGACAAGGACCCCAUCCCAUUCCCUCUGUCCACCAAUUAAAGGGGGUAGUAUAUGUGUGCUUGCUUUGGCAGUGACUUGUGAGCUUCUACAAGUCAUCAGUAAUUAGCUUAGUACAGUACUACAAUUUUUAUAGAAGUAGAAAAGAAACAAUGGGUGUUCUCAAAGAAGCCAUGGCAGACGCAAUUCUGACCUCUAUGUGGAUCUUCAGCAUACCCUUCUCAAGGAUUUUGACCUCCAUCUUCGUUUCGUACAUGGGUAUUCAAUUAAAGUCUUUCUCAGGACUUUUCACAUCCACCAUCGUUACAUCUCUUCGUCUCCUAACCUUCAACUUGAUCUCCAGAGCCCUAGGUGGAGCCAACUUCAACCCCUCCACGGCCACCGCCUUCUACGUCGCCGGCCUCAAAUCCGAUGUCUCUCUCAUCUCCAUGGCGGCCCGGUUCCCGGCUCAGGCUGCCGGCGGAGUUGCCGGAGUCAAGGCACUCCUGAAACUCAUGCCAAAAGAGUACAAAGGUUUUCUCAGAGGCCCUUCUCUGAAAGUUGAUUUGCACACAGGGGCCGCAGCCGAAGGGGUCUUGACUUUUGUGUUUUGCUUUUCGGUCCUUAUGGUGGUGGUGAGAGGCCCCAAAAGUCCGAUUCUGAAAGUAUGGUCGCUUUCGUAUGUGACCACCGGGUUGUACAUUUUGGGCUCUAGGUAUAGUGGGCCUUCCAUGAAUCCGGCUAAUGCAUUUGGUUGGGCUUAUGAAAAUAACUUGCAUAACACUUGGGAACACUUCUUUGUUUAUUGGGUUUGCUCCAUCGCUGGAGCCAUUGUUGCUGCCUGUUUUUUUCGUGUUUUGUCUCCAAAACCAGUGAUUAAGUCUAAGAAGAAGAAAGAGUAGAAAGAGGCAGUUGUAUGUGCCUUGUUUUAUGUAACUACGGAUCAAAAUAACAUUCUGUAUAAAGUGUUUGUGAAUUGUGAUUACCCUUGCUUGGAUAUAUAUUUGAGCUUCAUAUAUGUAGUAUAGGAGUGUUCACAUGCUAUUUUCUUUGAUCUAAUUUUCCCUAAAAAUGGAAUAAACUGAAGGCUCGUUAAUCAUGCUGAGAAAUAUA
Messenger RNA from Humulus lupulus (European hop), 1113 nucleotides. Its product is annotated as aquaporin SIP1-1-like. NCBI's taxonomy places the organism in Eukaryota, Viridiplantae, Streptophyta, Magnoliopsida, Rosales, Cannabaceae. Gene Ontology annotation, biological process: transmembrane transport. Gene Ontology annotation, molecular function: water channel activity. Bases 174 to 902 code for a protein of 242 amino acids. The record is from RefSeq and is a predicted model, not a curated record. Gene Ontology annotation, cellular component: membrane. The transcript has a single exon.